AGAGGAGGCACCGCCCUUAGGGGCGGCACUUCCUGGGUCAGCGGCGGCGGCUCCAUCCGCUCGGAGCGGCCCCGGGCCCCCGGAGCAUCGCCCGGCCGGGGGUCCCGGCGGGUCCCGGGGGGUCCCUCCGGGGGUCCCGAGCCCCCCGUGCCCGGCUCGGGAGGAGCGGAGGCGGCGGCACCAUGCAGGAGAGCUACGAGUCGCUGAUCCUGCUGGAUUUCCCCAUCCCCAAGCCCAACAUCGUGUCCCGGCUGGAGCCCGAGGAGGAGCUGGGGGUGCCCGACCCCAACGACUCCAAGGAGUGGCAGAUCCUCCGGGUGGCGCCCACAGACUCCGCCCCCACGAGCGACGACGACUCCGCCCCCGCCGCCGACUCCGCCCCCGAGGCCGAAGUCUCCGCCCCUCCCCCCGCGCCCGACUCCCUCCUCCUCCUCCUCCUCCCCUCCCCCUCCCCCUCCCCGCCCCCUCCCCUCGCCCCGCCCCUCCCCCCUCCCGCGGGGCGUGGCUCCCGCCGGGGGCGUGGCCGGCGCCCGCACACCUGCGGCCAGUGCGGGCGGGGCUUCGGCCACGCCCCCCAGCUGGCCAGGCACCUGCGGCUGCACCAGGUGGGCCAGCGGCGCUUCGGGUGUGGCCAGUGCGGGCGGAGCUUCGGGCGCGGCGCCCACCUGAGCGCGCACCUGCGGGCGCACCUGGGCGAGCGGCCCUACACCUGCGGGGAGUGUGGGCGGGGCUUCAGCUACAGCUCCGCCUUCCUCAAGCACCGCCGCGCCCACGGGCAGGCGGAGCAGGAGGAGGAGGGGAGGAGGAGGAGGAGGAGGAGGAGGAAGGCGGGGCCGGGGCUCACCUGCGCGCCCGGCCACGCCUGCGCGCGCUGCGGGGCGGGGUUCGCCGAGGGACACGCCCUCCCGGCGCACCUGCGCGGCCACGCGGCGGCCACGCCCCUCGCCUGCGACACGCCCGACGUCUGCGCCACGCCCCUCGCCUGUGACACGCCCCUCGCCUGCGACACGCCCCUCGCCUGCGACACGCCCCUCGCCUGUGACACGCCCCUCGCCUGUGACAUGCCCCACACCUGUGCCACGCCCUACACCUGCGGGGAUUGUGGGAAGGGCUUCGGGGGAAGCUCCGCCCUCAUCCGGCACCAGCGGCUGCACCUGGGCUAGGAGGGACCGGAACCGGAACCGGAACCGGGACCAGGGAAA
Molecule: messenger RNA, 1202 nt
Organism: Vidua chalybeata
Lineage: Eukaryota; Metazoa; Chordata; Aves; Passeriformes; Viduidae
Product: zinc finger protein 48-like
Exons: 3
Coding region: 183-1163 (326 amino acids)
Biological process (GO): regulation of transcription by RNA polymerase II
Molecular function (GO): DNA-binding transcription factor activity; RNA polymerase II cis-regulatory region sequence-specific DNA binding
Source: RefSeq, a predicted model, not a curated record